GCCCAAUUGCACUGAUCCUUCCGUAAUCAGCGCAUAACAAGGACCCUCCUCUCCCUCACGGAGAGGCAAGUUCACUUUAUCUUCUCCACAUUCCCUAAAAAAUGUCCACUGGAACGACUCGAAUCUGUCCGAAACACACUUGUCAUCUGUGUGAAAGGGACUUCAGCUCGCACUAUAAUUUACGACGCCACACCAUAUCAAUCCACAUAAUACCGCCCCGAGAACCAGAUGGUAGCUACCCAUUAGAAGGAAUAACUCUGGUGAAUGAUGACUUGGACUUAUUCCCGCAAUAUCGACUGGCUGAAGAACCACAUCCCAUCGCACGUAAUUCAGCAGAACUAUUGUCCACGCUCCCAUCAAAACAAAGAAAGACAUCUUGCAGUUCCGCGACGCGUCCUCAUCGUUGCAUACACCGAAGCGACCCCAGCUUGCUGGCGAGACGAUUCUUUACUUUUGCCAACCCUUGUAAGAUGCAAGUCUGCAAUGGAAAAGAUUUUUCUGGUUGGCCUUGUACCUGAAAAUGGUAUGCCAAGCACUGACUUGGUGAUGGCCUACACACAGCAAAGUCAAAGUUUUCUUUACGACUUUGCUGCCGACAAAGAUUGAGAUGGUAUUACCAUAUCGCCUCUCAGAUCCUCGGACCUCUAUUUGGACUGGUGUCAUGAUUC
This is a messenger RNA of Radiomyces spectabilis, 668 nucleotides long. RefSeq lists its product as uncharacterized. The record is from RefSeq and is a predicted model, not a curated record. The transcript is spliced from 2 exons. Bases 102 to 518 code for a protein of 138 amino acids. Lineage: Eukaryota; Fungi; Mucoromycota; Mucoromycetes; Mucorales; Radiomycetaceae.